Messenger RNA from Triticum urartu, 914 nucleotides. RefSeq names its product ferredoxin, chloroplastic-like. Gene Ontology annotation, molecular function: 2 iron, 2 sulfur cluster binding; electron transfer activity. Gene Ontology annotation, biological process: electron transport chain. The record is from RefSeq and is a predicted model, not a curated record. Gene Ontology annotation, cellular component: chloroplast stroma. NCBI's taxonomy places the organism in Eukaryota, Viridiplantae, Streptophyta, Magnoliopsida, Poales, Poaceae.
CAUGCACCCCAUCGCAUGGCCUCCACACGCCUUGUCGACAUCCAUGGUGGCAUCUACCGCCGGCCGGGUGGCACGGAUCCCCCUUCCACUCCCUCAGCGUGUGAACGUGGUCGCUCCAACCCAACCAUUCCUCAUGUUCAGGAUAAGCUGCCCAACUCGUCCGGCCUUCUUAUUGCCGCUGCUUCUCAGCUCACAAGCUCCAACACUAUCCUCUCGUGUCUCGUCGAGCUAUCUGUCUACGGAGUAGUACCUCCCAAGCUAGCUCGCCGCUCCGCCGCGAUGGCCACCGUACUGAGCAGCCUCCGCUUGCCCUUCUCCAUCUGCCCCGCCGCCCCUGCGGCGCCCAUGGCGGCAUCCCGCGUCGCGCUCCCGCUGUCGUUGACGGCCGCCAGGGGCAUGAGGCUCCGCGCGCAGGCGACGUACAAGGUGAAGCUGAUUACGCCGGAGGGCGAGGUGGACCUCGAGGUCCCCGACGACGUCUACAUCCUCGACCACGCCGAGGAGGAAGGGAUCGACCUGCCCUACUCCUGCCGCGCCGGCUCCUGCUCCUCCUGCGCCGGGAAGGUGGUCUCCGGCCAGCUGGACCAGUCCGACCAGAGCUUCCUCGACGACGACCAGAUCGAGGCGGGGUGGGUGCUCACCUGCGCCGCGUACCCCACCUCGGACCUCGUCAUCGAGACCCACAAGGAGGAGGAGCUCACCGCUUGAAUUCACUGAUUUUGUUUAGUUCGACCCGUUUCCACCGUGCGCGUGUACCAUGCACGACGUACCAAUUGUAUCAGGAUAUUGAGGAAUUACAAAGUAUAAUUAGUACUUGCUGCUGUGGUCGGAUUUUGAUUGCUUUUGCUUAUUAAUGCCUAGUGUUCAUUUUCUCAAGUCAAUCAAGUAAUGAAAAGAGAUGAGAUUGUACUCCA